GGAAGAGGAGUCGCUCCGCAGUGUCUCACAUGACUGUUGUCUCGUGACUGGAUCAGGAGCAGAAACACAAUUUUCGGGAGUUCUUGACCGAGUUGCCUCAAGUCAAUGCUGCUGAGAUCUAAUACGAAGGGACCCAGGACGCACCCCAGCUUCGUGGCUCCGUUUUAGAAGCACGACGUCGGACGGGACGGACGGUCAUGGACAGCAAACCUCUCCUGCAGGGCAGACCGCCCGCCUACAACGCCGUCCCGGCGGCGUAUGAAUACGGACCACAGCACAACUACGGGGCGAUUCCUCCAGCGGGCCCCCCACCCACGGCGCCAGGGGCUCCGGCCCUCCAGCAGCAGCAGCCGCCGCCGCCUCCCUACCCUUAUCCGGGGGAUCCAGGGUAUACACAGGCCUGCCCCUCAGUACCCGCUGUUGCCCAGCAGCCAAACUAUGCGAGCACGUACACCAUCAUCCAGCCGUCUGUGGUGGUGGUAGGAGGCUGCCCAGCCUGUAGGGUUGGGGUGCUGGAGGAUGACUUCACCUGCCUGGGAAUCCUUUGUGCCAUUGUCUUCUUCCCAAUCGGGAUCCUCUUCUGCCUAGCUCUGCGUCAAAGGCGCUGCCCUAACUGUGGAGCCACAUUUGGGUAGAGGGGUCAAACAGCCUCUGGAAAGGCCCACCUCUGUUUCUACUUCACUGUUAUUUUGUCUCUUCUUUUUACAAAAUCACUCAGUACACAGAUAAUGCCAUGCAUUUCCUACAUAUGGCUUAAGAUUGAAGUGUACUGUGGCAAACAAUGAAAAUGAUGCAUGUGAAAAUCUCAUUCCCCUCCCCUUUCACAUGCAUGGAUUGAAGGUAAUAUCUUUUAUUGAUCUCUUAGCUAGUUAAUGGUGCCUUUGGAAAAAAAAAUUGAGGGGUGUGUGAAAUACAGCACUUCUAGAAAGUAAUGCAAGUGAUAGGAAUUUAAAGAUCCAGAAUUUCAGAAUGAAUGUGCAGUUGAUAAUCUUGAGUGCCAAUGAACUGCUGAUUCAUUCAGGAACUGUAACCAGGAACAUAGUGAUCUUUUU
Messenger RNA from Scleropages formosus (Asian bonytongue), 1052 nucleotides. RefSeq names its product brain protein I3 (gene bri3). Bases 198 to 635 code for a protein of 145 amino acids. The record is from RefSeq and is a predicted model, not a curated record. The transcript is spliced from 4 exons. NCBI's taxonomy places the organism in Eukaryota, Metazoa, Chordata, Actinopteri, Osteoglossiformes, Osteoglossidae.